Mytilus trossulus (common blue mussel) is the source of this 1480-nucleotide messenger RNA. RefSeq names its product baculoviral IAP repeat-containing protein 7-B-like. Gene Ontology annotation, biological process: negative regulation of apoptotic process; positive regulation of protein ubiquitination; regulation of cell cycle. The record is from RefSeq and is a predicted model, not a curated record. Gene Ontology annotation, molecular function: cysteine-type endopeptidase inhibitor activity involved in apoptotic process; ubiquitin protein ligase activity. Lineage: Eukaryota; Metazoa; Mollusca; Bivalvia; Mytilida; Mytilidae. The coding region runs from base 79 to 1158 and encodes 359 amino acids. Gene Ontology annotation, cellular component: cytoplasm; nucleus. The transcript is spliced from 5 exons.
UGUACACAUAUAUGCAUAAAUGACUGAUCCAGGAAGUAAUAACUGGUAAACCUGCGGUCAUAGGAGUAUAAUAUCCAAAUGACGAUUUUGGAAAAGGCGGACUCGCUUGAUGGGGGUGGCGAUACACACGACUGUGGUCAUGAUCAUGGCACUGGACAACAGAACGUUGACCAUAUGAAAUACGAGAGAUACCGCCUAGAAACUUUCGAUAGAUGGCCACAGUCUGCCAACGUAGAUAAGAACCAAUUAGCAGCUAAUGGUUUUUAUUACAUUGGUGAUGGCAGUGAUGACAGGGUUCAGUGCGACUUUUGCAAAAUAAUCCUUAAGAAAUGGGAACCAGAAGAUGAUAUCCAGGAGGAACAUAGAAAACAUGGUCCGCAAUGUCCUUAUGUAAACGAUCCUUUACAUGCGGGCAAUUUUCCACUUCGGUUUAGAAGGUUAGAUAGUGUCAAUCGUCACCACCAUGGUCCUUGCCAUAGAGAGUAUAGAGAAAGGGAAAUAAGAUUUCAGUCUUUUUACAACUGGCCUCACCCAGAUAAGAGACCAACACCGGGUGAACUGGCAGAUGCUGGGUUUUUCUACCUCGGUCAAGGCGAUGCUGUCAAAUGUUUCUAUUGUGGAGGAAUGUUGAGGCACUGGGAAGAAACAGAUGAAGUAUGGACAGAACAUAUGAAAUGGUUUCCUCUUUGUCUGUUUGUCGUAGAACACGACCCCUCAUGCCACGAAAAUAUUGGGCGCCAUCUUCAGAGAACCAUUAGUGGAAUUGCCUUGUCAAACGGCUAUUCUGAUGAGGAGAUAAAUGAGUACAGACAACACAUUGAUGACAAUCAAAUUGCACACCCAGAGGAGUACAGAGAAUUUGUAAAUCAACUUGACCAGUUUAGGCAAAGGCAAGCUCCUAUAUCUGUCCCUGCUGUAGCAAGUAACGUUAGUGUUGCAGAAACAAAUGAAGUAAAUCCACAACAUGCAGCUGGUAGAAACGAUGUGGGGGAUCAGAACGAACGUUAUUUGUGUAAAGUUUGUUAUAAAAAUGCGCUAGAGGUUAUUUUUUAUCCAUGUAAACAUGUAUGUUGUUGUAAGGAGUGUGGUGAUAAGUUAUCUAACUGUCCUGUAUGCAGAGAAGUCAUCAGGGGGAAACUGCAGCUUUUCUUUCCAUAGAAUUGUUAUAUAUUUCUAAUAUACAUAUAGUCUAUACGUACUGUUUUAUUAAUUGGAGUAACGUGCAGCUUUAGUAUACCUCAUUUUAGCGUUAAAUUCAGGUCCUCUGCAUGGUUGUGAGAAAAUAGACUGUGUGAUUAACACUAUAUUUAUAACAUUUUAAUUAACUGUUGUGUGUAUUUCUUUAGACUCUGCAUGUUUUAAUUAGUUAAUACCAUUUAUAUUCAUUCGUUGGCUAAAUCUUAUUAUAAGCAAAAGGAUUUAUAAUUAACAUUACAUGUAUAUACAGAAUUAUUUUGUUUUUAAAUAUGUACUACUUUUA